Molecule: messenger RNA, 3661 nt
Organism: Nasonia vitripennis (jewel wasp)
Lineage: Eukaryota; Metazoa; Arthropoda; Insecta; Hymenoptera; Pteromalidae
Exons: 6
Coding region: 394-2556 (720 amino acids)
Source: RefSeq, a predicted model, not a curated record
AAGCAGAGAGAGAGAGAGAGAGAGAGAGAGAGAGAGAGAGAAGAGCGGUGAACCUCUGCGUUAGCUGCUAGUGGUGGCGCGCGCGCGCGCAGCCCACUCCGGUUUUUGCCCGCCGAACUUGUUAAAAGAGCACGCGAGCUGCCGAGGGACCAGAGACGACCGAUGACUUUUUCGCGCGAUAGAUCGUCACACAGAGCCAAAGAGUAACUCGCCGCCAGACCGACAUCGAUAGCCCGUCGCAGUUAUCAUGUCGAUUACGUGAACCGUGUGCACCAAGCCUCUGACUCGAGCCUUUGUUUACCGAACUUUUUCCUCCGACUCGACUAGCGACUUUUGACUCCGAGUGCGAGCCGACCGACCAGCCGACGAAUCUUCCACGUGAAUCCCGAGAAGAUGACGACCGCGAGGAUGCUGCUCUGUCUGCUGCUCAUGGCGGCCGUCAGCGAGUGGGCGCUCUCGCACCACCUGCGCCACCGCAACGGCAACGCCGAGGAGCUCGAGUCCUUGGAGGCCAGCUCGCCGAACACGCCGAAGAGCCGCCGGAGCUUGCAGCUCGGCCUCUACAACGACAACAACAGUGACAAGAUACCCUACAGCUACAAGAAGCUCGACAAGAUGCUCAAGAAGGCCAUCAUGAAGGUGAUCAUCGGCGAGAUGCGGCCCGCCGACAUGAUGCUGCUCAAAGCUCUCAACUACACCCUCGAGGAGGUGAUGGCCAUCAGGGAGCACGAGCUCAGCAGGAUCAAGGAGGAGGAGCUCUUCGCGGCCAAGGCCAAGAAGCAGCGCGAGCAGGAGGCCCUCAGCGCCAAGUACCAGGCCGCCCUGCACCGCAGGGCCUCGGCCCACUACAAGAAGUCCGCCGAGGAGAGCAGCCUCGAGGCCUACAACAAGCAGGCCGUCUACGACUACGAGAACGGGCCGCUGGAGCCGCAGGUGCCGGCCACCUUCGCCUCGCGCCCGGACUACGAGGAUUCCAAGGACUUGGAGUACGAGGACAAGUCCGCCCCGGCCGUGGUCACCGAGGAGAGCUUCCGGCAGAACUUUGACCGAGCCAUGGAGCCCCACGUGGUCUUCAAGAUCAGGUACGACGACUCGGAAUUCGACUCCGAAUCCGACGAGAGAUCGCGGACCAUUCUGAGGAACCACAGAACCAAGACCGUUCUCAAGCUCGACCGGGCCAAGUCCAGCGCCGUCGCCGAUUCCUUUCAGGCUUCCGGGCUUGGCGGCGAGCGCGCUGCUGCUAAUUCUGCUGCUGAUCUAGCCGCCGCUCAAGUGGAGCCUGCCUCGACGAGGUUGAGAAACCUGGAGGACUUGAACAGGCAGGCCAUGCUCAAUGGGCUGGACGCCGACGACAGCGAUGCCGAGGAGAAGAAAGGGGCACUGAUUGGCUCGAGGCAUCUGGAAGAAGAUGUGGAGCAGCAGCGGCAGAGAAUCGAGGCGGCCACGACAGAGAUGCCGCUUAGCAAGCCGGAAGAGGAGGCGACGACGACGACGGAGAACAAGCGGGCCAGCGAGUACGAGGGUCUCGAAUGGGUCGGGGGUGACGUUUACAGGGUCAAGCCCGAGGCCAUGGAGGCGCUCCUGAAUUACGAGGACGAGCUUGCAGCCGCGGCCGCCGACUACGAGAGCCGGCAAGAGGAGGAGCAGGAGGAGGAGGCGGAGGGGAAUUCGCUGCAGAGUCCCGACGACUCGCCGGAUGACCUCGUCAACGAUACCGUCGAGUACCAGAACGAUGCCGCCGACGCCGGCGACGCUUUCGGCAAUUUCACCGACGGCCAGAACCUCACCUCCUACCAGCGACUGACACUGGCCCAGCGACGAGACAGAAACUUGACUUCGACCUUCGAUAGCCAGGGCCAAAAGGCCAUCGAAGAUAUCAAGCUGCGGGUGCUGGCCCUAACCGGAAGGUUCAACCUCACCUCGACCAACAACCAGGUGACGCGCGAGAGGCUGACCAUGUUCUCCCCUACCUGUCAAGUGCCGCGCAACACCGACGCGGACGCCUGGUCGGACCCCUUCUCCAUGAACAUGCACUUCCAGCUGAACCUCACGAGCAGCGAGCACGUGCUCGCGGCCAAGCUGCGGCUGUUCAGGCUGCCCCAGGAAAGCUACCCCGCGCCCAGCAGCAGUCCCUUCGAGGCCGACGACGAGGACGAGAAGAAGAUCCGCGUGUCGGUGUACUUCUACACCAAGUCGCUCAAAAAGCACCGAGUUAAGAAACGGCUGAUGGACUCGGUGGUGAUGCCGCUGACGGCUAACGGCAGCCACUUUGCGCUGGACGUGAGGCAGAGCUUGCGCUUCUGGAGGCCAAGUGGUCAGACGCCCCACUCGAGCAACCACGGCAUGGUCGUGCAGGUCGAGGACCAGGACGGCAAGCCGCUCAAGCCCGCGAUGUACAUCCAGCAGCCGUCCUGCCAGGCGGCCGAGGCCGACACCGAUGAUAAGGCAUACCAGUUCGUCCCUGCCCUUUUCGUCCGAGCCUGUCCUCGUUACGUUCGCAUCGUAGGCGACAAAAUCGAGAUGUUCGUGCAGUGCAGGCCAACUCAGAGGCAUUGACGACCUUACCGGAGUAAUCAACGACUCCCAACGAUGUUGACAUCGAGAUAAAUUGCGAUUAUUAUUACAAAAGCACAGUAAGCAUAAUUUUCGGUACAUGACGGGUUCGUUGAACUUAAAUUGAUUAGCAGCCUGUUUUUAAAUUCUCUACUGCUUACAUGAUGAUUAUUCUUACGAUUUUACUGGUAUUCCGAAGUCUAAUUAUUCUUAUAACGUUUAAAAUUAGUUGCGAAAUUCUUUGAGUGUACUGAGUAUACAGCUUGAUUAGAUUAGACAAAAUUACGAAAUCUCACUGAAAAUAAUUCGCGCAUUCGUUUGAGUAGCAGUCAAACUUCUUGAAAUUCAGAUACUCCAUUGCACGAAUACGCAGAGAACGGAAGCAUCGAAACAGUAUAUCGAAUUAGCACAGAGUCUAUGAGAAACAAAGAGAAAACAAAUUCAAACUAGGUUUUACCUUUAGGACGCGGUAAGUCAACUUAAACUGAAGAGCACUUAUCUUGUCGCAUCGACGCAGACUGUUUAAUAUUCUAACGAUACGAAUCGUAGACUUAAGAUAACACUAUAGGUUUAUAGGUAGAUGGAUAAGUGAAAGUCAGGAGUGUGAAAUGCCUUUGACAAAGUUCAUCCUGUUUUUGCGUGUUUUAUUAUUCCUUCGCGUAGAAUUAAUCUCAUUUGCGUAAGUGUUUGAUGAUCAAAUUGUACAUAUAUUGUCGAAUCCCGUAUGAUUUCUUAAAAAAAGGCCCCUCCCCCUUCCCGAGCAUACACCUUUCCCAAUCUUCGUAUUAAUUGUUCCUCGAACGAAAAUAUAAAAACGGUUAUUUACUCCGAAUAAAGCGUAGGUUUCAAGCUCAACGACUGAUAUAGCCAAAUGUAGAUAAUAAGUUGCGUGUGUGUUGAAAGUAUAUAUUUAUGAUAUUUUGUAAGAGAAACUUCCUAAUAAGCGUAGAUUUUUUGUUAUAUUUGUAAGUCGCUACUUAAUUCAGUAGUUAGUACGUUACGAAGAUGCAGCGAUGGAGAACAAGCGUUUUGUUGCUUAAUUGUAAAUAAUGUAUAUUUAAAAACUUUCUUUCUGUAUUAGUCUAAGGAAAUAAAUGUAUUAAUAACA